AUGAUGGGUUCUAUGAGCGAGCGACUCAGCGCUCGGUCACCAGAAAAGAUGAAGAUAACUGAAGUCUUUCUACUAAAAGUUCUGGUGGGACGUGGUCGACCACGUAAAGUAGCUCAUGACCAGUUGCGACGGGUACUGCAGCCUGGUGAGCAGGCAGCCGUGUCGCCGAGGAACGAGCCAAUAAGUGAUGGUGGAUCCUAUGAUUCGCUUUCCCUAAAUGAUUUACAGCCUCAAAACUUGCAAAAUGACGACGGUAAUCUGGUAGACAACGGUGCUGGACCUUCAGUCAUGAUAGAUGCUACAAAUUAA
Molecule: messenger RNA, 309 nt
Organism: Parnassius apollo (apollo)
Lineage: Eukaryota; Metazoa; Arthropoda; Insecta; Lepidoptera; Papilionidae
Source: the annotation of a GenBank genome assembly